GGCAUUACAAGCAUUAACACAUUACGUGCUUGCUAGAAAUUAUCCAUUAAUAUUUUUGGUUACGUUAGUUAGUUGUUUCUGAUAUAUAUGAUGUCACGGACAUUAGAGGUAACGGUGAUAUCCGGGGAAGAUCUCCGGGUGAGCCGAUCGCUUCCGGUGAAGAAGAACGCUUUUGUGACAGUGAGGGCCGACUCAGGCGACGCUCAAAACACGGGGAUGGAGAAACAAGGCGGAGAAGGCUAUGUUGCAUGGAACCAAAAGCUAACGGUGCACUUGCCCAUGCAUGCACAUUAUCUAACGCUGGAAGUUCAGUGCAAGACGUUUUCCGGCAAGAAAUGUAUUGGCGUGGCAAGAAUUCCGACAUCGGAUUUCGUGGGAGGAAUGCUGCCGGAGAAUUACUUGCACUUCCUGAGUUAUAGGCUGAGGGAUAGCCACGGUGAGAGGAAUGGGAUUAUUAAUAUUUCUAUUGUAGUGAAGGAACCAGCCAUUACCCGGGUCACUGAUUAUUCACGACCGUGUACGGGGGUGCACCUGCCCGUGCCCGUGCCCAACUCUGGGGCUGUAACCGGUAUCCCUGUGUGGACAACCUGGUAGAGUUAACUAAUAGUUAUACCAUGAACUCACACAGUAUGUUCACAAUUCAAAUUAUGAACAUUCAGUAUAUAAAUUGUAUAUUUUAGACCUUGAUUUACCUUGUAAGGUGAACCCAGGUCUACAGAAUAAUUUGCCGCCUACAAAUUAAUUGAACAUUAGUUAAUACAAAACGGCACUCUACAUUCAUUAUA
This is a messenger RNA of Ipomoea triloba (trilobed morning glory), 785 nucleotides long. Its product is annotated as BON1-associated protein 2-like. Gene Ontology annotation, biological process: defense response. The record is from RefSeq and is a predicted model, not a curated record. NCBI's taxonomy places the organism in Eukaryota, Viridiplantae, Streptophyta, Magnoliopsida, Solanales, Convolvulaceae. The transcript has a single exon. The coding region runs from base 88 to 594 and encodes 168 amino acids.